CGCUGAAGAGCUGUCCUGCGGUGCGUCCUGCUUGACCUAAGCAGCGCUCCCAGCAUCCGUGCCUUUCCCUGCAGCCCAGCUGUGAGACAGCAGCGCUCCACGCACCGCCGCGAGCGUCGUCUUUCACCCGGUCUGUGAAAGGAAACCUGCACCACCGAGAAAAUGAGAUGAAACUGUCUGAGAGUGUGUGCUGCAUACCCCUGCGUCUUUUGGGGGGAAAUUCUGGAUGUUCUGGGUGUCAUUGCCCUAAAAAACAACUUGGUGCCCUUUAGGAAGCAUACUAGAAAAUGUUCCUGACUCGAAGAAAGAGACUUCAGCUUAGCCGGAUAAUAUUACUUCUGUCUGGGGUUUUCCUUUGUUCUUUAUAUCAGCUCACUAUUAGAGCAAGACUACCAGAACCCUGGUCUGAGCCCCAAAUAGCAGGAAAACCUGAGGAUGGCUCUGAUCCUGGCUCUGGAUGGUCAGAUAUGACAGUGCUUCCGACUAAUUUGACCACUGCUGAGCCAAAUAGCUCCAACCACACAGAUAGCGUCCAGUCGUCAGAACCAGCAACAAAUGUAUCCAUCCAAACUAUCUCUAGAACAGAGACACCUACAACAACCACAAACAGUACAGUCAACCAAUGCAUCUUUGUGGAUCCAGACCUUCCAAAACCCACCCCAGUUCCUACGGCAACCGACACGACAACUGUAGUGCCCAACACUACAGCGCCCAGACCUGGUGAUGCACCACACAUGAAGGGCGUACCGGAGGACAUCUUCUCCAUUGAGGAUCGACGCAAAGGCUGGGUUGUUCUACACAUCUUUGGAAUGGUAUACAUGUUUGUUUCUUUGGCCAUAGUCUGCGAUGAGUUUUUCGUUCCUACGUUGGGAGUCAUAACAGACAAACUGGAGAUCUCAGAUGAUGUGGCAGGGGCGACGUUCAUGGCUGCUGGAGGCUCUGCUCCCGAACUCUUCACUUCCUUGAUCGGGGUCUUCAUUUCUCAUAGCAAUGUGGGCAUUGGAACUAUCGUAGGCUCGGCUGUCUUCAACAUCCUGUUUGUGAUUGGAAUGUGUGCGCUGUUCUCGGAGAUGCUUCACCUCACCUGGUGGCCUCUUUUUCGGGAUGUUUCUUUCUACAUUCUCGAUCUCAUCAUGCUCAUCAUCUUCUUCUUGGACAAUACUAUUAUGUGGUGGGAGAGUAUGAUGCUGGUGGGCGGGUAUGCCGUCUAUGUUUUCUUCAUGAAAUACAAUGUUCAGAUUGAGCGGGCCUUUAAGUCUCAACUCAGGAAACACAAGAACAUCGUCAAAGUUAUUGCGGUCGAAGAACCUGAGAAGGACAAUGGGACCUCAGGCGAAGAGAACAGGCCACCUGAACCAGAAGACAAGAAUAGAUUAAAGCUGAAGCCCACACUGCAGCGCGGGGGCAGUUCUGCCUCUCUGCACAACAGCACCAUGAGGAACACCAUCUUUCAGCUGAUGAUUCACACACUGGAUCCUCUUGGAGAGGUGAAAUUUAAAGACAAGGCUCAGAUUUUGAACGACAUGGCCCGGGGGAAAGUAGAGAACAAAAAGAAGGAAAAAUCUGGUGAAGGUGAUGAUCAGACGGAACAGUCCAAGGAUUCCAAAGACUCAGCUCCAGGAGCCAAGGAGGAAGAGGCUAGUCAAAAGCCUGAGGCACAAAAGGAAGGAGACACUGCAGCAGGAGGAGGAUCAGAAAAGCCAGGAGGUUCAGAUGAUUCAGGGGAUGAUGAAGAUGACAGUGACGAAGACAGCGAUGAAGACAGCGAUGAUGACGAUGAUGAUGAUGAGGAUGAAAAUGAGGAUGAGGCUGGAGAGGAAGGAGAAAAUGAUGAACCUCUGUCAUUAGAGUGGCCAGAUACCAGACGCAAACAGGCCACAUAUUUGUUUCUGUUGCCCAUUGUCUUUCCACUGUGGCUGACAGUUCCAGAUGUCAGAAACCCUGCAUCCAAGAAGUUCUUUGUCAUCACUUUCCUUGGUUCAAUAGUAUGGAUUGCUAUAUUCUCCUAUCUUAUGGUGUGGUGGGCACAUCAGGUGGGUGAGACCAUUGGCAUUUCUGAGGAAAUCAUGGGUCUUACCAUUCUGGCCGCAGGAACAUCCAUUCCUGAUCUUAUCACCAGCGUGAUUGUGGCUCGAAAAGGCUUAGGAGACAUGGCUGUCUCGAGCUCUGUAGGCAGCAACAUAUUUGACAUCACCAUGGGGCUGCCGGUGCCCUGGCUGAUGUACUCAUCUUUUCAUUCACUGGCGCCGGUGCCCGUGAGCAGCAAUGGGCUGUUCUGUGCCAUUGUGCUGCUCUUCCUCAUGCUCCUCUUUGUCAUUAUCUCCAUCGCUGCCUGUAAGUGGAGGAUGAAUAAAGUGUUGGGAUCCACUAUGUUCAUCCUCUACUUUGUGUUCCUGGUGCUCAGUGUCAUGCUAGAGGAUCGAAUCAUCAUAUGUCCUGUGUCCAUCUGAGCAAACCUGUUGAUACAGUCCUGGCAUUUGAAACGCUCUGAACUGUAACUUCACACAUAUUAAAAGCAUCUCUGGACUCGCUGUUGACUUAUUCUGUAUUUUGCAAGAUCUUUUGUAAAGGGAUGCAAUAACUGGCCAUCAUUUCCAAACUAUGUUAACUGUUACAGGCACUUUUUUGGUCACCACUUUUGGCUUGUUACAUUAAAAUGGCAGAAAAGAGUAACAGGCCCUGUCCCAAAUGGUCACCAUUUGUGUUAUCCUCACUUUGGUGAUGUAAUGCCAUAUGGAUUGUUGAGUGUAGACUGC
Puntigrus tetrazona (Sumatra barb) is the source of this 2756-nucleotide messenger RNA. RefSeq names its product solute carrier family 24 member 1 (gene slc24a1). Gene Ontology annotation, biological process: long-term synaptic depression; long-term synaptic potentiation; calcium ion transmembrane transport. The record is from RefSeq and is a predicted model, not a curated record. Gene Ontology annotation, molecular function: calcium channel activity; calcium, potassium:sodium antiporter activity. Gene Ontology annotation, cellular component: membrane. Lineage: Eukaryota; Metazoa; Chordata; Actinopteri; Cypriniformes; Cyprinidae.